Xiphophorus maculatus (southern platyfish) is the source of this 6082-nucleotide messenger RNA. It is a transcript of the gene bcorl1, whose product is annotated as BCL6 corepressor like 1. Gene Ontology annotation, cellular component: nucleus. Bases 410 to 4924 code for a protein of 1504 amino acids. Gene Ontology annotation, biological process: negative regulation of transcription by RNA polymerase II. Lineage: Eukaryota; Metazoa; Chordata; Actinopteri; Cyprinodontiformes; Poeciliidae. Gene Ontology annotation, molecular function: protein binding; transcription corepressor activity. The transcript has 13 exons. The record is from RefSeq and is a predicted model, not a curated record.
CCAGCUGCUGCAGACCGAAAACUGGCAAUAAGGGAAGAUCGCGAGGACAAGCCAAAAUUGCUUACUGUAUUCAUUCUGCUUCAAAAAUCCCACCCGUGGCCCCUCACCGAAGCCCGGGCGACGGCGGCGGCCGCUUGUUGCGCUGUGUGCGGGCUUUGAGGCUGUCGACGGCUCGGAGCGCAAGAGGUAUUCCCAGCCUCCACUUUUUGUUUUCGUCUGCUGCCCACGGCGUGUGCGCGGACCUCUGCAUGCAUUCGCUGGCCUACAUCCGAGCGAAUGGAUUCAGAUGUUGCGGAGCAGACCGCGAUCGGAGCACAAAGACAAACUAGCUCAUAUUGCUUUGUUUUUAAGAAGAUCAUAUUGACUGGCUGAGCUCCCACCUGAGGCAUGUUUUGCUAGAGAAACACCUAUGCAGGUGGAAUCUACACUAAUGAAUGUAGGGGAUGGAGGCCCGGUGAGCAGAGAGAUCAGUGCUCUGACUAAAGCAUCCACUAGUAUGGUGGGAAAUCCCCCGCAGACGCUAACCCCUGAGUUUAGAGGAGAUGCGAACCUCAGUCAGCAAAACAAGACCACUCCAACGAAAGACUGUAAGGCCUUAAAAGCCUGUCUGGACUCUAGCAACUGCAACCAUAUUCCGGAAAAUCCUCUGCCUCAACAGCCUAAUAAUGCACCAAUGUCCAGCCCGGUUCUGGCCAGCUCAGAGAAGGGAACAGGCAAACAGACAGACACCCCAAAAGUCAGAGCUGAUGGGUCUGGCGUCUUCCCCACUCCCCAGUGGUCAAGUGGUGUAAAAGCCGGCCGGGAGGACGCUCUCAAUCCGUGUCACAGCAAUGUGACAUCUAGUAAAAAAUCACACCCACAAACGCAGUCUCUGCAAAGUCUCGCUCCAGGGUUUCAGUGCUCUGCCAUGUUCAAACCAGCCCAGCCCGUUGCCUUUAUCCCCUCCUCUAACUUCUCCCCUCAGCUUUGUAAAAUCACUCUUCCACCAGCGUUGGGUCAAAUCGCAGCAUUGAGAGAUGCCACAAGCAGUCAGUUUCAAAAAGAAAUUCAGCCUCAGGGCUCAGGUGUCGGAGGCAAAUCUCUCCUGCGGACUUACCCCUACUCAUUGUCCGUGGGCCGAGCUCCAGACAAAAAAGCAGCUGGAUCAAACCUGAAACUCAAACCCAACCACUCGUCAAGCAAGACUACCAAAUCUCUAGGAGAGCAUAAAUCUUUAGCCUCUGUGGUUUGCUCACCAGCUAUUACACUACCAUUGCAGCAUCCGUCAUUAACUUCAGCAGCAGCCACUCACUACACCUUGUCUCCGACCGCUGCCAUCUGCUGCGGCUCCGCAUUGGCCGGCAUAACUUCCCAAAGUCGGCUCCUGAACCAUCUGGAAAAAGCCAACAGCAUAGACAAGACAGCCAUGGGUGCUCUUAAUGCAAUGGCCCCCUCUGCUACAGAAAACCACUCUGCUUGCUCCAACGAACAAAGAGAUGUACCUCUCGAUUUGUCCGCUAAAUCAAAACGUCCGAAAUGCAUAGGCGACGCACCAGUUUCUGCGAUCGAGCCUCAUGGUGAGUCCAUUCCGAGAGACUUUCUGAACGCAAAGAGGACUCAUUCUACAGCUUACUGCUCAAACACACAGUAUCCAGUUUUACCGAACUCCCACAGGAAUGGAUCGCAUCAAAAGCAGUUGAGUCGGACUCAGAAUCACCAGAUUACGGAGUCCAAACCGACGUGGGGGAAGGGAUCUGCACAGGAGUCCAUUAAAAGUAUCCCUGGUACAUAUGUAGGUGUGGCGAGCCCCAUACUGGCUUCCACCCUAAGAGGCAAAGAUGGAAAGGGGACCUUUGCUGAUGAAUUACAGAGCUUUGCAAAACAAGAGUUUAUAUCUAUUAUUGACCAAGGAGAACAUCUGGCAUCAGGAGGGAAAAAGCCAUCCUGUCUGGUGAAGGGGAACCAACACGCUCAAAGCGGGAAGUAUGUUAAAAACACUGGCACGGCCUUAUCCAAGAACUGUCCCACUAAAGGAGCUCUGUCGGCCGCCCUGUUGAGCUCCGCCAACGCUGGAAGUCAAGAGAAAUGUGGCCCCAACAAAGCAGCCGGGCCGUACUCUGCUGCUGCUGUCAGUCCAACCUGGCAGCCGCCGGCCCUCCUUCCUCACAAACCCGCUCCUCUUCAGAGAAAACCCCCCCAAGGAUCAACAAAGACAAAAGGCACCGCCGUCGCAGAGGGGUCCAAGUUCAAGAGCCCGUCCAAACCUGAGGAGAACAAAUGGGAGAGAAUGAAGUCUCCCCUGUCCAACCUGGCUUCCAUUGUUAAGCAACAAGGUCUUGAAACGACAGCUCACACAAAUGAGGGGAGCACUCAAGCAUCACCUGGCACAUUGAGAAAAUCCGAUGUUCUGAAUCCACUCAGUGAGAGCAAAGACGUCCAAUCUAAGCAUGGUACUACUUUCGAAUACCCCCCUUACAGGCCUGUGGAGAAAUGGCCGUCUCAAGGAGAAUCCACUCAAGUUACAAACAGGCACGAGAUGUUGAAUGCUGCUGAACUUUCAGAAAAUAACACCGCCGUUCACAGCACUAGAGGCGAGCACGCAAAGCAGGGCUCCUCCAACCCCACUGGUCAGACUCAUCUGUUUGGGAGCAAUGCAUCAACAAAUGGGGGCAGGAUGGAGAGCAAACUGGCCCAGGUGUUAGAAGGGGAGAUAUCAAGGAAAGAAAGUGGGACAUCAAACGGUGCUGCGGGUGAAAAAUUGGAGGGCAUGGUUGCAUCCAUCCUUACAGGCCAGCGUAGAGGUGGGAGUGACGCGUUGAAGAAAACAGCAAACGGUACCAAAGAGGAGUCGCCGACCAAAGCAAAAGCAGCUGCUAUCAAACAAAAGAAGAGCAGUCCUAAGAAACCAGCGAAGGAGAAGCCAGCAUCAGAACCAGUAAAGAAGGCUGCAGGGAAGAGAAAGCAGGACAAAGAGAAGACACCAGUGAAAGUUUCUGUGAAUAAAAAGCAGAAGAAACAAUCUGCACCUGCACUGGAGCAGAAUCUGUCGAAAGGAGGGCUUUCCCCUCAGAGUACAGAGCCGAAUCCAAAGGACAAGAUCAGUUUCAAUGAGGCUGAGCAAGCAGCGCGGAACAAAACAGAUAAAAGCAAUCCUCUCGGUGUAGACGCCUCGGUGUCUCCCAAAAACUCCACCGCGUCCAACAAAGAACCAGAAGCGACAGAAUCCUCCUUCCCACGACUGAGGAGAGGACAGCGACGGGCCGACGAUGCUCGACUUGACCUCUGGGGGUUUGCAACGCCGUCCCCUCCGCCUCCGCUGCCCAAAGAUGUGUCUCCAUCGCCGCCUUCGACGCCCAGCCAGCCGGCUCGCCGUCCAAGAGGCAGGCCCCGAUCGAACGCGUUGCCUGAACGAGCAUUUGAGGGGAAGGUCAGAACGGCCGGCGUCGAGGCUGACACGCCCCCACACAAGAAACGUCGACGAUGUUCCAGUAAGAAGUAUGAGACUGGGGAAUACAUCACUGACAAGGACAAGCUGGAGGAGGGCGAGCACCUGGGAGACGCUCUGAGGCAGGACGCCGAAACUCCAGCAGAUGCGCAGAGGGAUCGGUGUCCGAGUCCAGCUGCCCCCAGCCCAGAGCCCCCUCCCCCACCCAAACCCUCAUACACUCGCUCCGGAUCCGUCCGCUACCAGGAGAGCGAGGAGUCUGAGUGCAGCAACAAGCCUUCUGGAAAAAGGAAGUUCAAAAGCAAACACCUCAGUGACAGUGAUGAGCCCAAGAGUAAGACCAAGCGCAGCAGCUCAGGGAAACGCGGCUCCUCCCUCCCGCUGGACGAUGAUAGCGCUGAUGCAAAAUCACAACCCACGCCUCUGCCAACUCCAAAAAGUUUGCCAUCUUCUCCGACCGUCAAGAAAAGCUCCUCAGGAAGAAGCAGCGGUUCUGACUCGUCUCCUAAGAGGCCGGUUCCUCCUGAGGUCCGCCGACUCAUCGUGAAUAAAAACGCUGGAGAAACUCUGCUGCAGCGCGCCGCACGCCUCGGCUACCAGGACGUGGUCCAGUACUGUCUGGACAAGGACAUCAGGGAGGUGAAUCGGCGGGACAACGCAGGCUACACGGCUCUUCAUGAGGCGUCCUCACGAGGUUGGACUCAGAUCGUCCAGAUCCUCCUGAAACACGGAGCCGACGUAAACUGCAGCGCUCAGGAUGGAACGAGGCCACUUCAUGAUGCAGUAGCCAGUGACAACUUGCCAAUAGUUUGGCUUCUGCUGAACCACGGAGCCGACCCGACGCUGGCGACUUAUUCUGGCCACACGCCGGUCAAACUGGCGCACAGUCAGAGCAUGAAGACCUUCCUCACAGAGUAUUGUUCUGACCUGGAAGGCCGCGGUGAAAAGGAUUCCAGUUUACCCUGGGAUUUCUACAGCAGCUCGCUGUUCGAAACGGACCAGGAGCCGUGCUGGGACUUCCUACUGUCUGAGGAGAACCAGGAGCCGGAGGAGGAGAACGGAGACGUGAAGCCGGAGAGGGACUCAGACAAAGACUGUCUCGUGUUUGAGUUCUCGUCUGAGCCGCUUUUACCCUGCUACCAUGUUCAGGUUUCACUGACACAGGGUUUCUGUAACUGGUUCCUGCUGACGGACGUCCUGAAGCGGCUGAAGAUGUCGGCGCGGAUCUUCCGGGCCCGUUACCCGCACUUUGAGGUCGUGAGUUUGUCCCAAGCCGAGCUCUGGAGGCAGGUCUCCGUCAGCCAGGUCGGCUUCCCCCGGAAACGCGGCGGCGGCGGUGAUGAUGAGGAGGAGGAGGAGGACGAAGAGGGCCCGGUGGAGCUGGUGUGCUGCGUGCCGGAGCUGCAGAGACUGCUGGGCUCGUCCGUUCACAUCUUACCGGAGGAAGACGAGGAAGAGGAGGAGACGCCGCCGCCCACAGCCAAGUGUCGGAGCCGAUAGCCCCCCCGUCCGCCCCGCGUUUCCAUGGAGACAGCAGGAAGCCUCUCCGUCCGGCGGGACUGACCCCCGCGACAACCCUGACCCUUGACCUUUGACCUCACACACAGGAGUGGUCAAUGCAGGAAAGCAGCUUUCAGGUUCUUAUCUUUAGGUAUAUUUGAAUACACAAGAAACUUUUUUACUGAUCCGUGUGUACAUGGUUGUGUAAAUGUAUAUCAGGGUGAACAUAUUUGGUUACAUAAAUGAGUUGCCGUGGCGACGAGCCGGCUAAUUUUUCCGGUCUUUCAGUUUAGCGUUUAGGAGACGACCCGAGACUUUUAUUUUGAAGGACUCAAGGGAGAGAAGAAACCGUGGCACAUAGUGAGACACAUUUCCGCUUCGCUCCACUCGGUCACCAUCAUGGACAGACAGAACGUCAUGAAUUGAACGACAUCAUGAACAGACAGAACGUCAUGAAUUGAACGACAUCAUGAACAGACAGAACGUCAUGAAUUGAACGACAUCAUCGAACGACAUCAUCGAACGACAUCAUGAACCGCCACGUUGAGAGUUUGUUUACAGAACCAGGCAGACGUUCUCCAUUCAUCAUGAACUUUUACAGAACCAUGGAGGUCCAGAGACGCCCGCCCGACAGACUGCAGCCAUGACCCGACCCGACCGGACCCGACCCAAACCCCCCACAGUGUUUCCAGAUCCCAGAGUUCUUUGUGUUGGAGCUCCACUGUUUGUUGUGCUUAAUUUAAUAGUCAUUAAUAUAUUUGAACUGUUGUGUAUCUGAGCAGCCGGUGUGUGAGGAGAGGCCCUCCAUGGUUGGUGCUUCGUUCUGAAAUGUUCUCACUAAGGAUCCCUUUACUCUGAGAUUACUCUCCCUCCUUCAGAACCAGUGUUUCAGAAACAGCUAAAGUACAGUUUUAUUGUACUGGUGCUAAAAAUAGAGUUUUGUGUUGACAAUCAACGAAGUUUCUUUCUUUCUUUUCUUUCUUUCUUUUUUUUUGCUUUGACGUCACAAACUAAUAAAAGAUAUUUAAGGUGUAAAGAAAAGUUUAGUUUAGCUGAGGGGAAAUGGGACGCAGCUAGACUGAAGGAGGUCCUGGAAGAGGAUUUUAUUUGAUUCUUUUUUAAGAAAUCAAGCAGAAUAAAGCAUGAUUGUGAAUCAUA